This is a messenger RNA of Elgaria multicarinata webbii, 1018 nucleotides long. RefSeq names its product relaxin 3 (gene RLN3). Gene Ontology annotation, molecular function: hormone activity; G protein-coupled receptor binding. The transcript has 2 exons. The record is from RefSeq and is a predicted model, not a curated record. The coding region runs from base 1 to 417 and encodes 138 amino acids. Gene Ontology annotation, cellular component: extracellular region. Lineage: Eukaryota; Metazoa; Chordata; Lepidosauria; Squamata; Anguidae.
AUGCACAAGCUUCUCCUGGCUCUGACCCUUGGGGUGUUGCUGUCAGAGAUGAGGCUGGCAAGCGAGGCCAGGACACCCCCGUAUGGCGUUAAGCUGUGCGGCCGUGAGUUCAUCCGCGCAGUCAUCUUCACAUGUGGAGGAUCCCGCUGGAGACGGGCAGGAAAUGUCGGUGCUCUCUCUGGAGGAGAUUCUGCAGAAGCCUUUGUCGCAACUUCCUCAUCCAGCGAAUGGGAUCCAGUCCGUGCCCCUGCAAAGGAGCCGUCUAACUAUUAUGGGAACUGGCUGGGCCAGCAGAGCCACAGUCCUUCAGAAGAAACCUGGGCUUUGGAUCGGGGAGCUCGAGACGUUAUGGUGGGGUUGAGCAAUGCCUGCUGUAAGUGGGGCUGCAGCAAGAGUGAAAUCAGCUCUUUGUGCUAGACAGUGGUAGCAGUACUAGUAGUGUGUGCGUGUGCAUGUCUGUGUUGGGCGCACUCUUAGCAAAAUAGGAAGUACAUGUACAUUUUGUGAGCUUAAAAGUUUAGACCAUCAGGCACUAAAAUGUAUGCACAUGAAUGUCUCAACCACUCCUUUCACCAAGCUAGGAAUGGAUUCUCUAGAAUUCCGGCACACUACGGGUCUCACUCGCUGACAGCAACCUACACUCAUGAAGUGCCACGCAGCAUUUGUGUUUGUGGCUCCUGUCACAAUUUGGAUUUAUUUUAAUGAUACUGACAAGCCCCAAUUACUGCCAGGGUAGACGGAUACAGCGCCCUGUGUCCUGCUCCACUACUACUACUAUCACCAUAUGGUCAACAUAAGUAAGCCUAUAUGCACCAAUUGCUGGGGAACAUGGGUGGGAGGGUGCUGUUGCACCAUGUCCUGCUUUGUUGGUCUCUGGCUGACAGCUGGGUGACCACUGUGUGAACAGAGUCCUGGACGAGAUGAACCCUCGGUCUAAUCCAACAUUUCUUACGUUCUCACAGCUGCCAUUGGUAAACCCCUGAGAAAACAAACUUAGGUUUACCAAUGGAGAUUUGUU